Chanos chanos (milkfish) is the source of this 669-nucleotide messenger RNA. Its product is annotated as putative claudin-24. The record is from RefSeq and is a predicted model, not a curated record. The transcript has a single exon. Gene Ontology annotation, molecular function: structural molecule activity. NCBI's taxonomy places the organism in Eukaryota, Metazoa, Chordata, Actinopteri, Gonorynchiformes, Chanidae. The coding region runs from base 1 to 669 and encodes 222 amino acids. Gene Ontology annotation, cellular component: membrane; bicellular tight junction.
AUGGACCCAGGUAUGUGUAUUCUUGAACUUCUGGGGGUGUUUUUCUCCAUUGGCGCUUGGCUUUGCUCGCUAGCCACCACGAUGAUGUCUCGGUGGCUUACCUUGUCCACCGAACUGCUUCCUGCAGAGAGCUAUGAGAUGGGUUUAUGGGGGACGUGUGUCGUACAGGACCUUGGGAUCCAGGAGUGUCGGCCGUACGACAGUCUCCUCGGCCUCCCGCCAGAUAUACGCCUGGCCAGGGUCCUUAUGUGUGUCACCUUGGCAACAGGCCUGUUGGCAUUGCUCCUGGCCAUUCCUGGGAUCUACCUGGUCAACAGCUGCAAAGGCUUAGAAACACUGCGUGCCAAGAGGACCCUGAAGAUGCUGGGAGGGAUUCUCUGCGUGGCUGCUGGGAUACUGGGUCUCAUCCCUGUGUCAUACAUAGCCCACCUGACAGUCCUGAGGUUCUUUGAUGAGACUGUGCCAAAUGUGGUGCCACGGUGGGAGUUUGGAGAUGCUCUCUUCUGCGGAUGGACAGCGGGGUUCCUUCACUUGGUGGCUGGAUUCCUGCUGGUCACCUCCUGUAUUUGCCUUCAAGAAGAACCAUGUGCCCUUCCAGUAGCCAUACCCUUACACAAACGUGCCAACAGUGCUGAACAAUCUUCCAGGAGGAGGACAGAGUAUGUGUAA